Molecule: messenger RNA, 488 nt
Organism: Rhizophagus irregularis DAOM 181602=DAOM 197198
Lineage: Eukaryota; Fungi; Glomeromycota; Glomeromycetes; Glomerales; Glomeraceae
Source: RefSeq, a predicted model, not a curated record
CAUUAUCCUAAAAGUUGUAUGAUUGACGCUCCAGUUAAUGAUUGGCUAAAAAUGUAAUUAGGUUAAUCGAAAAAGGUUUUCGCGCGUUAUUUUUUUUUCAAAUUUUCUAUUACAAAAGAUAACUAAAAGAGAAAUUAUGGCUUGUGAAACAGAAUUACCAGAUCUUCCAGAAACAGAACAAUUCAAGAAGCCUGGCAGGAAGAAAAAUGAUGUUUGGAAUUAUUUUAUCAAAGAAGAAGCUAGAAAAUUUGACCACUCACCUAAUUCAGAUGUGUUUAUUAAUGAAAUAGAAAAUGAUAAUGAUCCUUUUGAAAAUUUGGUUUCAGAUGAUGAAGAAGAAAAUAAACAGAAGAUGAUUCAGAUUUAAUUAAAUCAUGGAACCUGAAAAAAUUGAUCAUGGUGAAAUGGAUUUAAUUUUUUUCUAUGAGUAGUAGUUUUAUAUAUAAUAAUUUUUUUUUGUACUGCUUUUAUACAUGUUAUAAACUUAU